Messenger RNA from Impatiens glandulifera, 396 nucleotides. Its product is annotated as GATA transcription factor 16-like. The record is from RefSeq and is a predicted model, not a curated record. The transcript has 4 exons. Bases 1 to 396 code for a protein of 131 amino acids. Lineage: Eukaryota; Viridiplantae; Streptophyta; Magnoliopsida; Ericales; Balsaminaceae.
AUGGCGGAUUAUAUUGGAGAAAAUGAGCUUGAUUUGAUUAUUCUACACAUGAAUCGAAAUCAGGAGAAUAUAAUGGAUAAUAUUAUGACGAAUAUUGAUGGAGAUUUGUCCGAUGGAAGCUGUGCUAAGACAUGUGUUGAUUGCGGUACUUCGAAACGCCUCCCUGGAGAGACAUUGUGUAAUGCAUGCGGAAUUAGUAGUAGGAAGAAGUGUAAUUCUAGGUCUGAAGAAAGAAAAAGAGGAGAAAUCUGUUGGCUCUUGGUACUGAAGUAUCGUGGAAAGAGAUCGAGGUCGGCGAUGGCGACGAUGGAGAAGCCUUCGAGGAUGAAACUUGGAGAGGUAGAACAAGCUACCAUACUGUUAAUGGCGUUGUCGUGUGGAUCUGUUUAUUUUUGA